Messenger RNA from Phaeoacremonium minimum UCRPA7, 1956 nucleotides. RefSeq names its product putative cue domain-containing protein. The transcript has 2 exons. NCBI's taxonomy places the organism in Eukaryota, Fungi, Ascomycota, Sordariomycetes, Togniniales, Togniniaceae. Bases 1 to 1956 code for a protein of 651 amino acids. Gene Ontology annotation, molecular function: ubiquitin binding. The record is from RefSeq and is a predicted model, not a curated record.
AUGGCCCUGUCUCUUCCUUCGUUUGCGCCAUUCCCCUCCCCCGCGUGGCGGGAGCUCAUCGCACUCGAUGAGUGGAAUGCCUGCCUUGGAGCUUGGAUUUCUCUCGCUGAGGCUCAUUUAGGGCUGCUUGACUCGGAGUUCACACAAAAGAGUCUGAAAGACGAGUCUCUGCAGCAGUUCCUUACAGAUUGCAUGCGCCAAGUAGCAUCAUCUGGCUCAUCCAUCCUCGGCACCUCCAACCCAGCCAAGCUCCUUAUGAAAGAUUGUUUCCUGUUGACAGCACGCAUCCUCAAGCUACCUUCUAUUCCCAGUAUCUUUACGCAGUGGGAAUUCCUGGCAGACUUUAGCAGGGUCUACGGCAAGAAGCGUGUCGCGGCAGUGCUCUCUAGUUUGCCCAAGUCGUCCCAAGCCGCCUUCGAACAUACCCUUGGUGAUCUUAAGAAGUUUCUCAUCAAGAAUCUCGACGCUGGUCUUGCCGGAGACUUGAAAGCAGUUGAGCAACGACUGGAUCAACUGAAUUCACUUAUUCAUGCGUCACCAAGCACUGCGUCAUUCUUCCUCGCAGGCAGUGACUUUCUCGAUGGCCUUAUCAGCUGCUAUAAAAUCAUGAACCCUCCCCUGAGGAAGGUCAUUAUCACGACUACAUAUCUGUCACUUGUUGGGCUGAUUGAAGGAGAAUCGCCCAAGCUCUCCAUGCUGACUGAUCAGCUCUACUCUCUCAAGACGGCCGCCGAUACUCACAAGGCUGGACCCCUGAAUGUGAACGACUCACUGGUGGCCGAGCUUGUUACCACUACACCGAUACUGCAGCAGAUUGAGCACAAGCUCGAGAUCUCGGGCACUGCGACUACAAGAACUAAGAAUGUCUUGAAAGACCUAGCAGCGUACCGGAAGCCUGGUGUAGGGUUGAAGCCGAAGCGACUCAUCAAGCGGAAGGUUGACAAGGGCAAGGCCCUUGCCCUGGAUGACCGCAGCGCCAUGGAAGGGGAGGUCCACAUACAUCACAUGAGCCAGAUCUCGCAAAUACAAGAUCUGUUUCCUGAACUCGGCUCGGGUUUCGUGUCCAAACUACUGGAUGAAUACGAUGGCGAUUCGGAGCAGGUCAUUGCGCAUCUCCUUGAGGACUCACUGCCACCUCACCUGCAGGGCGCUGAUCGCGACCUUGCGCCUCACCCAACACCGCCACAAAUACCUGCUAGAAAGAACGUGUUCGACGACGACGAGCUGGACACCCUCGCCCUCGGCACGUCGAAGCUACAUAUCGGCAAGCGCGAUGCUAAAAAGACCGCAGACGACGUGCUGGCCGAUCGAUCAACGGCACCCAACAAAGCCGCGAUUCUAUCAGCGCUCGCGGCCUUCGACUCAGACGACGACGAGCGCGACGACACGUACGACGCGGAAGACGUGGGCGGCACAGUCGACGCCGCCAACACGGAGGAGCCCGCCGACUCUAAAGACGGCAACGAGGAGGCGCUGUUCAGGGCGUACCAGACCGACACGAGAGUGUUUGAGAGAGAUGCCGCCACGCGGCGCAGCGUUGCGCGGACGAAGCUGAGGCACGAGACGGGGAUGACCGACGAGGCGAUCGAGGGGUGGGCGGUGAUGUUGACGCGCAACCCGAACCAGAAGAGAAAGCUAGAGCUGAAGUACAGCGCGGUGGGUGCGUUUACGGGCCAGCAGAGCGAGCUUGUGUCUACGGCGUGGCGGCCCAGUCCGGCUGGGUCGGGCGCCGAGGAGUCUGAUGUAGAUGGUGGAAGGCCUGCCUUCCGAGGGGGUCGCGGGCGCGGUCGUGGGAGAGGUGGACGUGGAGGACGCGGUGAUGCAGCAGGUCCUCCGGGAGAACAGGGAACAGAGCAAGCCAGACGAAGGAAAGAGGCGAAUAAGGGGUCGAGAGCGAAUCACAACCGCCGGGAUCAGAGAGCCAAGAAGAUGGCUCGAGGAGGGUUUCCCGGCUAG